Molecule: messenger RNA, 7776 nt
Organism: Motacilla alba alba
Lineage: Eukaryota; Metazoa; Chordata; Aves; Passeriformes; Motacillidae
Gene: NCOA3
Product: nuclear receptor coactivator 3
Exons: 23
Coding region: 789-5117 (1442 amino acids)
Biological process (GO): positive regulation of transcription by RNA polymerase II; cellular response to hormone stimulus
Cellular component (GO): nucleus
Molecular function (GO): protein dimerization activity; nuclear receptor binding
Source: RefSeq, a predicted model, not a curated record
ACUGCCUGUUUAUCUAGUUAAAUCAUGAUCCAAUUAACUCUUGGUUGUCUAAUUUAGCUGCUGCUGUGGAUGUGCGUACUGUUGUAGUGGUUAAUCGAUUCCAGUAUUAGAUAGUGCCAUCUGGAGCACUAAUUAGGGCCCCCUCUAGACUAUGUGUAAAAAAAGAAGAAAAACUAUAUGUCUGGUGCAGCAGUAGAAAAUUCCAGGCUCCCGGGGAGUAAAUAUUUUUCUCUAAAUCGUUAUUUUUUUUUUACUCCCAGAGAGUCUAAUGAUACAGAUACCGCAUUUCGUGACCUCUACGAACACGAAGCAAGUGCCGCGGGCACGCGCCGGGGGGUGAACGGCAUAGCCAGCUUCCCCCGGGACCGCUUCCUCCUCCCCGUUUGAGCCCGCCCUACUGCAGAGACCGCGGCGAUGCAGAGGCGACACAGGAGCGCUGGCGCCAGGCUGAGCCUGGCGGCUCCGGCAGCGAGUCCGGCGCGGACUACAAGUACCGUGAGCUCCCGUGUGGGUACUACAGGUCCCACAAUACCUCACGCCGCCUGGUGUCCCUGCUUCGGUCCCGAUUUAAAUCCAGGCAGUGAGGAAAAUGGCGGUGCGGGGCUGAGUGUGGGGGAGAUGGAGAUGUAGCUGAGCUUUGGCUCAUUUCCCAGGCAUUCCUACUGGCUUCUGCUGUAGCGAAUACUGUGUUCGGAUGUGACUUAAAAUGAAUUCUGAUUCUGAAGGUCCUCUGAAAAAUAUGCAGUGCUUGAAUGUUUGCUAAGGACUACUGCUGAUGCAAGGUCAAGAUGAGCGGAUUAGGAGAAAACUCCUUAGAUAGUUUGACUAAUGAGUCAAGGAAGCGUAAGCCAUUGCCCUGUGAUACACAAGGUGCAAGUCUGAUCUGCAGUGGUGAGAAGCGUCGACGUGAGCAGGAAAGCAAAUACAUUGAAGAACUGGCUGAGCUGAUAUCUGCUAAUCUGAGUGACAUUGACAAUUUCAAUGUCAAACCAGACAAAUGUGCUAUCUUAAAAGAAACUGUGAGACAGAUUCGACAAAUAAAAGAGCAAGGAAAAGCAGUUUCUAAUGAUGAUGAUGUUCAGAAAGCUGAUGUAUCAUCCACGGGUCAAGGAGUUAUUGACAAGGAUUCAUUGGGACCUCUUUUAUUACAGGCAUUGGACGGCUUCCUCUUUGUUGUAAAUCGAGAUGGGAACAUAGUAUUUGUAUCAGAAAAUGUCACACAGUAUCUGCAGUAUAAACAAGAAGAUUUGGUUAAUACAAGUGUGUAUGGUAUCUUGCAUGAAGAGGACCGGAAGGACUUUCUUAAAAACUUACCUAAAUCUUCAGUUAAUGGAAUUUCUUGGAGUAAUGAAACACCUAGACAGAAGAGCCAUACAUUCAAUUGCCGGAUGAUGGUGAAAAGCUCUCAUGACCUCUUUGAAGAUGUAGGUGGCUACCAGGAUAUACGUCAAAGAUAUGAAACUAUGCAGUGCUUCGCGUUAUCACAGCCAAGAGCUAUGAUGGAAGAGGGGGAAGAUUUGCAGUCCUGCAUGAUUUGUGUGGCACGUCGUAUCACAACUGCAGAAAGGGUAUUUCCAGCAAAUCCUGAGAGCUUUAUUACAAGACAUGAUCUUUCAGGCAAACUUGUCAACAUUGAUACAAACUCAUUACGAUCUUCCAUGAGACCUGGCUUCGAAGAUAUAAUUCGUCGCUGUAUUCAGAGAUUCUUAUGCCACAGUGACCAGUCAUGGUCAAAUAAACGCCACUAUCAUGAAGCUUAUACGCAAGGUCAUGCUGAAACCCCAUUGUAUAGAUUUUCUUUAGCGGAUGGUACAAUAGUGACAGCACAAACAAAGAGUAAACUGUUUCGAAAUCCCAUAACUAAUGACCGCCAUGGAUUUGUCUCUACUCACUUCCUUCAAAGAGAACAAAAUGGAUAUCGGCCAAAUCCUAAUUCUGUUGGGCAAAACAUCAGAACACCUGUGACUGGAAACACAAAUUCUGUUCAUGGUCUUAUGAACAUGUCACCUGGUCAAGCCAUGCCAAUGCAGAACAGAAACUAUGGGAUGGGAGAUCCCAAUGCAGUGGGUCAGCUCACCAGCGCUCGAUAUGGAAGCCCUGGGAAUGUGGGGCCAGUGAACUCUGGAACUGGCAUGCAGUCCUCUGCUUGUCAGAGUAACAAUUUUGGGUUAAAUAUAAGUAGCCCACCACAUGGCAGUCCUGGCUUAACUUCCAGCCAACAGAAUCUAAUGGUAUCUCCCAGGAAUCGAGGGAGUCCAAAAAUGAGUUCACACCAGUAUUCUCCAGUUACAGGUAUGCACUCGCCAAUGGGAUCUGCCAGCAACACUAGCAACAGCACUUUUUCUAGCAGUUCUCUUAGUGCUCUGCAAGCCAUUAGUGAGGGUGUUGGAAAUUCCCUUUUAUCAACACUUUCUUCACCGGGUCCAAAAUUGGAUAAUUCUCCAAACAUUAGCGUAACUCAGCAAAUUAAAACAAGUACCCAGGACUCCAAAAGCCCUUCUGGUUUGUAUUGUGAACAAAACCAAGUGGAAAGUUCCAUCUGCCAGUCAAACAGCAGAGAUCUCUUUAGUGAAAAAGAUAGUAAAGAGGGAAAUCUGGAGACAUCUGAAAGUCAGAGAGGACCAUCUGAGAGCAAAGGACAUAAAAAACUCCUUCAGCUUCUUACGUGCUCCUCAGAUGAAAGAGGACAUUCUACAGCAUCAAACUCACCUUUAGACUCAAAUUGUAAAGAAUCUUCUACCAGUGUUACCAGUCCUUCAGGAGUUUCCUCAUCAACAUCUGCAGGGGUAUCUUCCUCCUCAAACAUGCAUGGGUCCCUCCUGCAAGAGAAGCACAGGAUUUUACAUAAAUUGUUGCAGAAUGGUAAUUCUCCAGCAGAGGUUGCCAAGAUCACAGCUGAAGCUACUGGUAAAGACACAUAUCAUGAUGCUAGUAACACAACCUCCUGUGGAGAAGGCACUGUCAAACAGGAACAACUAAGCCCAAAGAAGAAAGAAAACAAUGCUUUACUAAGAUAUCUACUAGAUAAAGAUGAUAUUAAGGAACCGCUUUCCAAAGAGUUGAAGCCUAAAGUAGAAGGUGUGGAUAGUAAGAUGGGGCAAUGCACAAGUUCUACAAUUCCUACUUCAAGUCAAGAAAAAGAGAUGAAAAUAAAAAUGGAGCCAGCAGAGGAGAUGAAUGGAGACUUGGAUAAUUUGGAUGCAAUUCUAGGCGAUCUUACUAGUUCAGAGUUUUACAAUAAUGCUAUGUCUGCAAAUGGAAAUAACCCUGGAACAAAGCAAGCAUUAUUUCAAGGAAAUGCCCUGUUGGGUGUGAAGAGUCCCCAGUCUGUGCAGACUACUCGCCCACCUUUUAGCAGAGCCUUGUCUUUAGAAAGCCCUGUGGGUUCAGGUGCUUCAGUGAGGAAUGUCAAUGCAUUCUCUGUGUUACAAAAGCAAAACUUGAUGGGUGGAAGUCCAAGAAUGAUUGAAAACCAAGAAAACUUUGGAGCAAAUCUGGCAAGUGCUCCCCACAGAAAUGUGGCGAUGAAUCAGCAUCAGCCAGGAGACUGGGGUUUGCCAAACUCCAAAGUGAACGGAAUGGAAUCUGCAAAUUCUGCUGCAGUGUUGAGACCAGGACCUGAAUUUAGUACAAGCCUUCCGAGGCCCCCAGAGGCUGGGUCUGUGUGUGGGCUGCCUGUUCGCUCUAACAGCAUACCUGGUACUAGGCCAAUGGUGCAACAGCAAAUGAUUCACAUGAGGCCAAAUGAGAUAAACAUUGACAUGGGAGGUAGUCCCUAUGGACAGCCUGGACCUUCUAACCAACCUGGAUUGUGGCCUGACAAUAUGAUGUCCAUGGAGCAAGUGUCACGGGGUUCACAAAACAGACAAUUAGUUAGAAGCUCUUUGGAUGAUUUCCUAUGUUCGGCACCAAAUAUGGAAGGCCAGAAUGAUGAAAGAGCACUUCUGGAUCAGCUGCACACACUAUUGAGUAAUACAGAUGUCACAAGUCUGGAAGAAAUUGACAGAGCAUUAGGAAUUCCUGAUCUUGUAAACCAAGGACAAGCUUUGGAACCCAAACAAGAUUCAUUUCAAGGUCAGGAAUCUUCAGUUAUGAUUGACCAGAAGCCUUUGUUAUAUGGUCAGCCCUAUCAAGGGCAAGGGACAGCAAUGCCAGGAAGUUUUAGUAACAUCCAGGGACAACAGCCGUCUUUUAAUUCAGUGAUGAAUCAGAUGAGCCAACCGAGCAAUUUUCCUCUGCAAAGUAUCCAUCCCCGAGCAAACGUGAUGAGACCUCGGACCAACACACCAAAGCAGCUACGCAUGCAGCUCCAGCAGAGGCUCCAGGGACAGCAGUUUAUGAAUCAGACCCGUCAAACUCUUGAAAUAAAAAUGGAAAAUCCAGUCAGUGGUACUAACUCAGUGAUGAGACCAGUUAUGCAGCCACAGGUGGGAUCCCAGCAGCAAGGUUUUCUUAAUGCUCAAAUGGUGGCUCAGCGUAACAGGGAACUAAUAAGUCACCAUUUUAGACAACAGAGGAUGGCAAUGAUGAUGCAGCAGCAACAGCAACCUCAGGCCUUCAGUCCACCACCAAAUGUGACAGCCUCAGGAAGCAUGGAUAGUGCUUUGACAGGCCCUCCAAUGGCUCAAGUUCCUUCACAGCAAUUCCCCUAUCCACCUAAUUAUGGAAUAAGCCAACAACCCGAUCCUGCAUUUAGUAGAGUAUCAAGCCCUCCCAAUCCAAUGGUAUCAUCAAGAAUCGGACCCUCCCAGAACCCUAUGCUGCAGCAUCCUCAGUCAGCAACAAUUUACCAGUCCUCAGAGAUGAAGGGCUGGCCCUCAGGAAGCAUCCCCAGAAACAGUUCUUUUCCCCAGCAGCAGUUCAGCCAUCAAGGUAGCCCAGCAGCAUACAGUAUGAUGCACAUGAAUGGCAGCAGUGGCCAUGUUGGACAGAUGAGUAUUAAUACCAUGCCUAUGUCAGGACUGCCUAUGGGUCCAGACCAGGUAAGUUGUACAUCAAGACUGAUGAAAAGAUUUGCUGACUCUUUUUCUAUUGAGUACAGUCUGCUUACAUCCAUUCCUCCUGGACAAUCCUGCUCUCAGUUAUCCUGUUUGUAUUUGCAUCUGUGGGCCUAUUAAUUUUAUGUCCUAAGAGAUACUUUCUUUUUGAUGAUACAUAAGCAAAUUCACAAUGAGCCCAAGCUGUAUGCUGGGAUUAGCUGUUGACUUUGAAGUAUCAUGGAUAGGACCAAGCCUUAAACUGCACAAAGGAUGAUUAAAUACUUCUGAAGCUGGAAAAACCCCAGGAAAAAAACCCAUGGACAUUGUGAAAUGCAUGUUCAGCAGAUCUUGAAAAUUACAUGUAAUAGCUCUUACAAGUCAGGCUAAGAAUCCUGCUAGUGCGGCAUCCUUCUGGCAGAAACUGAUAAUGAUACUUGCCCUUACAAUACCUUAGAAUAACUUGUGUAUGCAUAGCCAGAAACAAUGGAAAAUUUAGACCCCUCAUUUAAGGUGAAAAUGUGCUAAUAACAGGCACUGAAAAGAAAGCUGAAAUACAAAAUACACUUUUGCUACAAUCUUUCCACAAAAUACCUGAUGAGCAACAUAAUACUGACAUAAGCUAAAUCUAUUUAUGUAAAAAGUACCUCAUGAAAUUUUGUCCAGCAUACCUGAGGAAGCAGUCAGAAUAAUGAGGACUUCUGGGGGUAAGUAAAGUUUUGGAGGACUUUGAUACAACGAAUGCCUUUUAUAAAUAGGAGAAUAUAAAGGUGAAAUGUCAGAUUUUACAAAUCUACAUGACAUAAAGAUACCCAAAUAGUAUGUUUAAGAAAUUCUAGGACCGCAUUUAUUUUCUAGAAAUUUAUUUUCAAAGUGGAGCACUAAAAAGCUAUUCCCCUGCUUCUAGGCAUUGAUUGGCAGUAGUUCCUUCUUCCAAAUGCAGUACACAAACCAUUUCUUUCAACAAAGAUGUCUUCUCUGAUGAAAGUAUCUUUUCUUUAACAGAAAUACUGCUGACAUCUAGAACCACAUCUUCAAACAAGAAUGGUUGAAUGCACUAGUGUUAGAAAGGAAAGUGACACAUUCUUCAUGGCAAGUCAUACUGGGCUUAACAGAAACCAGUGAUAAAUUUCCUCAUCCAGAGGAAAACAAACCAAAAAAUCCCCUACCCAACAAAAAUACGUUUUAGUAGAAGCAGCCUGUGAAUUACUGUAUGAUGUAGGGUACAAAAAAAGGUCAUUAAUGGUUUUGGCACUCUUCCUCUAGGAAUGUGAAUUUGGUAAUGCCAUUUUAAUAGAUUUGAUGAGUAGACUCCUGGAAUACCUUAUCUGUUUACUGUAGCUAUCCAAAGCCCUUUAGCCCAGGCAGACGAAAGUGCUUGGAGAAGUCAUAGUGGUAAGAAUUCCCUGAAUUCUCUUAUAACAAUAUCUCAUAGAGAAUGUAGUUCUUAGCCUUCACUCUUUUAUAUGAAUCCCUGAAUAGAAAUGCUGCUUUUAGUCUCCUAUCUCAAGAGUCAGGGAUUUCCCAAGCAAAGUAGCAGUGCAAAAUUAAUUGGCACAUGCUAGUCCAAAAUCCUGUCUGUUAAAGCCAAGGGUUGAAAAGAGAGGAAAAGCAAUUUAAAUUAUUUAAACACAAUUGUGACUAAUAUUUAGAUAUUGCUGUGCAGCUGAGUGCACUUUAUAGAGGACUAUAAAAUGGAUUAAUGCAAUGUCUUUGAUAAGGACUUAAUAUGAAGGUAGGGUGUACUCAUAUUCCUUCACAAACACAAUCUCUUAAGAAUUAUUUGAAAAGACUGCAUAAUGUAAUGUUUUCUGUGUAUGGAAAAUAGAGCAAUAAUCUUUCAUCUUUUUUUGAAAAAAAGCUUCAGAAAACUCAAGGCAAGACACUUCAGCCAGAAUCAGAAUUUUGCAGUCUUUUUUUGUGAAUAAAUUUUGUAAAUAUAAUCUUGAAAAGAAUGUAUUAUAUAUAUGACUUUUGUAGGUCACUAACUCAUUUUUGCAGAGUUUGUGAAGCUAAAUGUUUAACAAAAUUGAUUUCUGGAAACUGAGUGUAGUUGAGGUCCAAAUUUUUUUUUAUUUUUUUUUUUUUUACAUUUAAGGACUUUGAAGCUGGGUGACAUUGGCCCACAUAUUUAUCUUCUUUGGUCUUCAACACUUCAUUUAUUUUUACAUGUUUAACAUAGAGCUUUUUAUAAAAAAAUAGACUGAUUUUUCAAUACCUUCUCCACCUGUGAGCACUUUUGUUACCAUUCUUUUUACCUGAGGCAGUUUGACACGAAGGCUUUGCUUUGUAAGAUCUUACAAUUUGUCAGGACAGACACGUCUGUCUAUAAUAGGUUGCCUUUUCAGCAGAUGAAUCUGGAUUGUUUCUUUUUGGUGAAUUUUAAUGAACUCCGUAUGUUCUUAGAAAAUGUUUGUCUGUUGCAAAAUACUUGUUUUUAUGUAACAUCCAGAAAUCUUUAAAGGAUAUUAAGCCACAUUUUAACCAAAUGUCUACACCUCAUUGGAUUAUUCUAAUAGUAAUGAAUGUAUUUUCUAAGCAGAUUUCUGUCAUAGCAGUAUUUAAGUGUGGUUGCAUAUUAUUUGCUGAUAGUACUGGGGUUUUUUUCCCCCCUCCAUUUUGGGUGCUUGAAUCGAAGAUCCCUUUGCACUUUUUGCAGUUACAAGGAAUUAAACCGCUAAACCUUCCUAAGGGAUGACCCAGAAAUGUUUAAGAUGUGUGGUGCUUCUGUUACGUUGUUCGUUGUGUAAUGGAAAACUGAUUUCUCCCAACUGAGUAAAAGAAACCAAAAAUCCCCUGA